This is a messenger RNA of Lathyrus sativus (Indian pea), 1491 nucleotides long. The record is from the annotation of a GenBank genome assembly. Lineage: Eukaryota; Viridiplantae; Streptophyta; Magnoliopsida; Fabales; Fabaceae.
AUGUUAUCACUACUACUUUUCCUUGCUCUAUGCCUAAUUCUUCCUCUCCUAAUCUUCUUCCACAAGCAAAAAACCACUAAAAAUUUUCCACCUGGUCCUAAAGGCCUUCCCAUAAUAGGAAAUCUUCACCAACUAGACAUUUCUAAUAUUUGUCUUCAACUUGCACAAUUUUCAAAAAUAUAUGGUCCUAUAUUUUCACUCAAACUUGGUUCAAGACAAGCUAUUGUAGUUUCUUCAUCUGAAAUUGCCAAAGAAGUUUUGAAAAAACAUGACCAUUUGUUUUCUGACAGACCUCAACUAUAUGGCCAACAAAAAUUAUCUUAUAAUGGGUCAGAAAUUAUAUUUUCACAAUACAAUGAUUUUUGGAGAGAAAUAAGAAAAAUUUGUGUUAUUCAUAUUUUUAGUUCCAUACGUGUAGCAUAUUAUUCUUCUAUAAGAAGUUUUGAAGUGAAGAAAAUGAUUAAAAAAAUUUCAGAACAUGCUAAUUCUUCAAGUGUUACAAAUAUGAGUGAGGUAUUGAUAUCUCUUUCAAGUACUAUAAUAUGUAGAAUUGCUUUUGGAAAAAGCUAUGAAGAUGAAGGACAUGAGAGAAGUAGGUUUCAUGAAAUGUUGCAUGAGUUUCAAGCUUUGUUAAUGGAAAUCUUUGUUGCUGAUUAUAUUCCAUUUACGAGUUGGAUUGAUAAGCUGAGAGGAUUGCAUGGUCGAGUUGAUAGAAAUUUCAAAGAGUUUGAUGAGCUUUAUCAAGAGAUUAUUGAUGAACAUUUGGAUCCAAAUAGAGAACAUGGAGAUGAAGAGGUUAUUGUUGAUGUUUUGUUGCAAUUGAAGAAAAAACGUUCGUUUUCUUUUGAUAUCACUUUUGAUAUCAUCAAAGGAGUAUUCAUGGAUAUGCUUGUAGCUGCAACAGAUACCACAUCAGCCACAUCAGUUUGGGCUAUGACUGCCCUAAUAAAAAACCCUAGAGUAAUGAGAAAAGUACAAGAAGAAAUUAGAAAUGUGGGAGAUAAAAAAGAUUUUUUAGACGAAGAUGACAUUCAAAACUUUCCUUACUUAAAGGCAGUGAUUAAAGAAACACUAAGAAUGCAUCUACCAGCACCACUUCUUGUGCAAAGAGAAGCACGUGAAAAGUGCACUAUAAAAGGAUACGAUAUUCCAGCAAAAACAAUAUUGUAUGUGAAUGCUUGGGCUAUUCAAAGGGACUCCAAUGUUUGGGAAAAUGCAGAAGAGUUUUAUCCAGAGAGAUUUUUAGAUAGUUCGAUAAGUUUUACUGGACAAGAUUUUGAACUAAUACCUUUUGGAGCUGGUCGUAGAAUUUGUCCAGGUAUGCCUAUGGCAGUUGCUUCAUUGGAGCUUUUUCUUGCUAAUCUUCUCUAUUCAUUUGAUUGGGAAUUGCCAGAUGAGUUAAAAAAGGAAGAUAUUGAUACAGAAAUGUUGCCAGGAAUCACUCAACACAAGAAGAAUCCCCUUUGUCUUGUUGCCAAAAUCCCUAUGUAG